Messenger RNA from Sorghum bicolor (sorghum), 2608 nucleotides. Its product is annotated as protein kinase G11A-like. Gene Ontology annotation, cellular component: cytoplasm; plasma membrane; nucleus. The record is from RefSeq and is a predicted model, not a curated record. Gene Ontology annotation, biological process: protein phosphorylation. Gene Ontology annotation, molecular function: ATP binding; protein serine/threonine kinase activity. The transcript is spliced from 3 exons. Lineage: Eukaryota; Viridiplantae; Streptophyta; Magnoliopsida; Poales; Poaceae. The coding region runs from base 763 to 2511 and encodes 582 amino acids.
UACUUCCUUCCCUCCACCGUACAAGAUGAAUUUCAGGAGUGGCGCUCCAGCAUUUCGCAGAAAGACGAAAGGGCGUCCUCCCGCUUUUGCUCCUUCUUUAUUUCUCGCUUUGUUAGUCCUUCGUUCACCCUUUCUGCCAACAAAAGGUCGCGCCUCGAUGUGACUGAAGCCACCAAUAGCAGCAGCCCUUGCCGCGCCAAAGGGGCGCCAUUGAUCUGCAAAGCUCUGCCUAUGUGUUCCACCGGCGGCAAUGCGCCCGCAGGAAACUAACCAAAGGGCCCAACAUUCUGGUUUGGAUGAUGGGGGAUGGGACAUGGGAGCCACCGUGCUCCCCUUUUGAGUGGAAAAGAUGGCGCCUUUGACAGCACAAGCUAUCUUUGCUGAUCGCCAGCACUUUGUUUAUUCGCAAAAUGGGGAUCGGUAGAUCUGUAGAGUAGAGCGCUAAAUGAUUGUGGUUAGUGGGAGGUUGGGCGGGCUCGAGUCUAUUAGGACCUCUGGCGUGCCAUCAACCGUAGUUUUUUCAGUUUGCGGGGAGAUGAACUCAGCUAGUAUCAGCUGAGAGGGCUGAGCUGAGAUGCGGUGGGUGGAGGAUUGAUGUAUCUGAAUUGGAGGCUAUUUCUUAGAUUUGAUUUCUUGAAUGGAAGGCCACAGUUCAAACCUCAAGCGUUGUGCCAAGCUUGAAUUUUUUAUUCAACAGUGCUUGUAGAAGUCCUUUUGAUCUCUGCAGUCUGAGCCAGGGUAUAAUUUGGUCUGUGAGAUACAAUGGCUACAGAGACAUUGCCUGAAACACUUCCAGUGGUCCCUGAUACUCAAACACUGAAGUUGCAUUCUCAGAUUGGUUCCUCUUUGGAGGCUUCCAGGCUCAAUAAACCUUGUGCAUCGGUGCGAACAAGGCUGCCUGAACCAAACAACUUGAGCAAACCAAGUUCUGAAGCGGAGCCUAAGGUCCAGAAACCAAGCAACCUACUAAAUGAGUCAGUUGAUCACACUAGUUUAGACAAGAUUUCCACAGACCCCAUCCAAGAUAAACUGGUUUUAGAGUGUCCUGUGGAUGAACAGAAGAAAGAUGUGAACCAAGAGAAUAUGUGCAGAAGAUUGAAACCAUCUUCAAUAUUGGACAAGGAAUGUGGCCUAGCAAAGGCAAAUGAAAGUGGCAGGCUGAUCAAGAGAUCAGAUACUGGUGAAAGAGGAACAAGUAGCAGAUACAGGCCAAGCAAUAGCAGUGAUAUUAGUGAUGAAAGCUCGUGUAGCAGUAUCACCAAGCCUCAUAAGGCAAAUGAUUCACGCUGGGAGGCAAUUCAGAUGAUCAGGACUAGAGAUGGGAUCUUUGGUCUGAGCCAUUUUAAGCUGUUGAAGAAGCUAGGCUGUGGUGACAUUGGCAGUGUAUAUCUUUCAGAAUUGAGUGGAACAAAGAGUUAUUUUGCAAUGAAGGUCAUGGACAAGGCAUCACUUGCAAGUCGUAAGAAGUUGCUUCGGUCCCAGACUGAAAAGGACAUCUUGCAGUGCCUGGAUCACCCAUUCCUUCCUACAUUGUAUACCCACUUUGAGACCGAUAAAUUUUCAUGUCUGGUUAUGGAGUUUUGUCCUGGAGGAGACAUGCAUACCCUGCGACAAAGGCAACGUGGCAAGUAUUUUCCAGAACAAGCGGUCAAAUUCUAUGUAUCUGAAAUUCUCCUAGCAUUGGAGUACCUGCACAUGCUCGGUAUCAUAUAUCGGGAUCUCAAACCAGAAAAUGUCCUUAUCCGUGAGGAUGGACACAUCAUGUUAACGGAUUUCGACCUCUCCCUUCGUUGUGCAGUGAGCCCAAUACUGAUCAGGUUGUCUAACUCCGUUCCAGAAUCACUUAAGAAGUAUAACCAAACUCAUAGUGCUCAACAAGCUUGUGUUCAGCCAUCCUGUGUGAUGCAGCCAUCAUGCACAGCUCCCACGGCAUGCUUUGGCCCACGACUGUUUUCUAAAUCAAAGAAAGUUCGAAAACCGAAGCUUGAAGUUGUCAACCAGGUGAGCCCAUGGCCUGAGCUUAUAGCAGAACCUAGUGAUGCACGAUCGAUGUCAUUUGUUGGUACACAUGAGUACUUGGCACCCGAGAUUAUCAAAGGUGAGGGUCAUGGUAGUGCUGUUGACUGGUGGACCUUUGGUAUAUUCCUAUAUGAGCUCCUGUUUGGGAAAACACCAUUCAAAGGCACGGGGAACCGGGCGACACUGUUCAAUGUCAUUGGUCAGCCCUUGCGUUUCCCUGAAUAUCCAGUUGUGAGCUUCCCAGCUAGGGAUUUAAUAAGAAGUCUCCUGGUCAAAGAGCCCCAACAACGAUUGGGUUUUAAGCGUGGUGCCACCGAGAUAAAACAGCACCCAUUUUUUGAGGGUGUGAACUGGGCAUUGAUACGCUGUGCGAGUCCUCCAGAGGUUCCAAGGCAUUUUGACAUUGAGAAGCCCCCGAAGCAGCCUGUGUCAACAUCAGAGAGUGCUGCCCAGAAUGGUGGUGAUAACUAUUUAGAGUUUGGUUUCUUUUAGGGGAAUAGGACGAAUUUUCUUUGUAGCAAUUGGAUAAAGUAGGAUGCUUGCAUCUGUGUUUGGAAAUGAAUGAUAGUUAGAGUUUUGUUCCUGUCAA